AUGCAUGUGCGUAACUACAAGGGAAGGAACGGCCCAACAGACCGGCCUGCGACGAACUCUCCCGCACAAGCCUGUGCACAAAACCUGUCACAGCAGACCACACCCCCGGAGGAGUCCAACAUGUAUCCUGGACUUAAAGCCGCCGAUGCCAGAUAUUUCAAGACCUCAGUGCCGGAAGCCUGCCCGAAGGCAGCGCGACAGGCCAGAAACCCGACCUUCUUCACGGAGCUGCAGUCGAGACCUGGCCAGAAGAGACACUUGAACGAUCACGACGAGGAGGCAGAUGCGGAGGAACCACUACAUAAGCGACCGAGGGCGAAGGCUGUGAGGCAAGCAGACAAGGACACUAGGGCCCACGAGAGGACAUGUGGCAUGGCGGGGAGGGAAGAUGAUGCAGACAAACACGCUGAGUUCGAACAGUCCUCGGGGACAGGGAGCAGGGUUUGUCAACACAGCACCUCGAAAGACCCCUCCAGAUACCAGGAGCGAGGCAACUUGAACAUGGAUGCAGUGAAGUCUUCACAGGAUGGAACGGCCGAGGCAAAGCAGCGCAGGAAGAGUGCGGAUGUUGAAAGAUCUAGCAUUGCUCCUCUCAAAAUCACCACGAGAUCGUCUGGGAUUCUCCAAAACAGCAAAUCCUCGCGCCCAAUUCUCGGGUCACUUAAGAAGAAGGUGCGGUUCGAGGACGAGGUCCCUGGCAAAGUACUCGAAAAGCCAGCCUGCCUCGGCAACAGGUUCAAUGAGACACCAAAGGAGCAAAUGGCAGGAUCUGAAUCACAGAUCCCGAAUGCUGCCCAGCGGAAAGUCCUGAGCCAGCCUGCUGAUGCUGAUGUAAUUAUGCUUGAUGUCGAGACGGCACUGUCUGCGCUGUCUGUCCUGCAAUCACACCAGUGA
Messenger RNA from Diaporthe citri, 894 nucleotides. RefSeq lists its product as uncharacterized. Bases 1 to 894 code for a protein of 297 amino acids. The transcript has a single exon. Lineage: Eukaryota; Fungi; Ascomycota; Sordariomycetes; Diaporthales; Diaporthaceae. The record is from RefSeq and is a predicted model, not a curated record.